Molecule: messenger RNA, 249 nt
Organism: Acaulospora colombiana
Lineage: Eukaryota; Fungi; Glomeromycota; Glomeromycetes; Diversisporales; Acaulosporaceae
Source: the annotation of a GenBank genome assembly
ACUUGGUUUGCAGUGUCUGAGCGCAUAUUUAAUCGGUCACCUGAGGAAGAAAUUCAUCGAGCCUUUCAACUUUUUGACGAUGAUAACACGGGAAAAAUAUCCUUAUAUAACUUAAGACGCGUGGCUAAAGAAUUGGGUGAAAACCUGGAUGAAGAGGAUCUUCAAGCAAUGAUUGAUGAAUUCGAUUUGGACGAUGAUGGAGAGAUAAAUGAACAGGAAUUCACGAAAAUUAUGUUGGAUGAUAUUUAA